AUGAACACACUGAUCCAACCGGGUGACAACCCUGAUAUCACCGCCGAACGCAAAAAGGGCACUUUCGAUGUCCGCAAAAUGGCUGCUUUUAUCUAUGGAGGAACCGAAAACUUACAGCGUCGCAAGGAAAUCCUUGAUUUCGUCGAAAGCCGCGAAGAAUUCCGCGACCCAAUCCCUCCAGAAUUUUUGACUCGCGAAGAUCGUGUCUCCAAUAAUGCUCGAAAGGCCGUGGCCAUGACCGAUUUGGCCGAGGCAAUUGAUGGGUCCGACUUCUUUGGCGAGGGCAUCUACUACCAAAAUUUAAUUAUGGGGCGCGAUUUGCAUGGGAUGUCGCUGCACUAUGCCAUGUUCUUUCCAACGAUACAGAAUCAGUCGGACGAUGAGCAGCUUGACGAGUGGCUACCACUGGUCGUGUCUCGGGCCAUAAUUGGCACCUAUGCUCAAACUGAGUUAGGCCACGGGACUAAUCUCCAGAAGCUUGAGACCACGGCCACCUACGAUGCGGCAACGAAAGAAUUCGUGUUGAACUCGCCAAAAAUUACGGCUGCAAAGUGGUGGCCGGGAGGUCUCGGCAAAACAGCUAGCCAUGCCAUCGUCAUGGCCCAACUCUACACUCAAGGCAAAUGCCAUGGCCCUCACCCAUUCUUCGUCCAACUACGAGACCUCAAUACCCAUAUGCCUAUGAAAGGAGUCCGCCUCGGUGAUAUCGGACCCAAGCUCGGCAUCAAUGGGAGUGACAAUGGUUUUCUACUUUUUGAUCAAUACCGUAUACCACGCAAGAAUAUGUUUAUGAGAUUUUCCAAGGUUCUCGAAGACGGGACCUACGUAGCACCCAAGCAUUCCAAGCUCGGUUUCGGUGCUAUGGUUUUUGUGAGAUCGAUUAUGAUCAAGGAUCAAUCUAUGCAACUCGCAGCUGCGGCUACAAUUGCUGUACGCUAUUCGAGUGUGCGGAGACAGGGAGAGCCUGUACCUGGAAAAGGGGAAGUCCAAAUUUUGGACUAUCAAACCCAACAAUAUCGACUGAUGCCCCAGGUGGCGCGGGCUUACGCUUUUAUGUUUGCCGCUUAUCAGACGAGAGAUUUGUAUUUGAAGCUAACUGAAAACCUAAGCACCGGAAAUACGGAACUGCUGCCGGAAAUCCACAUCAUCUCUUCCGGCCUCAAAUCGCUGGUUUCUUGGGAGACGGCGCAGGGUAUUGAGCAGUGCCGGUUGGGGUGUGGAGGUCAUGGUUAUUCCCAUGCUUCGGGACUGCCCGAGAUUUAUGCGUAUGCUGUGGGUGGCUGUACGUAUGAGGGGGAGAAUUUAGUGAUGUUGCUUCAGGUCGCCAGAGCCCUAGUUAAAGUAGCCGAAGCUGUCAAACAAGGCAACGCCAAACUUGCCGCACUCACCGAAUACCUCGGUCGUCGUGGCAAUGUCAAAAGCAGUUUUUCAAAUAUCAACAACGCCGUUCCCCGCGAACUUAUCCACGAUUUUGAGCAUGUCGCCCGCGAGCAGCUCUUCAAAGCCUAUCACCAGCUAAAAAAGCACCAACAAAGUAUGUCAGCAGAAGAUGCCUGGAAUAGAUGUUCCGUCGAACUGGCCAAAGCUUCAAGACUUCACGUAAAACUCUACCUAAUGAAGGUGUUCUUCCAAAAAAUCGAAGAAAUCUCCGACAGCACCCUCAGCGAGCCGUUGAACCAAUUGGCCCAACUAUAUGCCCUCGACUUGAUUUCGGCCGCGGGCCAUGAAUUUUUAAGGAAUGGUUUCUACACUGAUGUCCAGCUCGAUGCUGUGCGUGAUGGGAUUUAUGUGCUCCUCGAAAAACUUCGUCCAAAUGCCUUGGCACUUGUCGACUCGUUUGACCUGAGCGAUCGUGAACUGCAUUCGGUUCUCGGACGUCGUGACGGCCAUGUUUAUGAAAAUAUGAUCAAAUGGGCCCAGCAGAGCCAACUGAACCAGCAAGAAGUGCUUCCGACUUUCGAAAAAUACUUCAAGCCGAUGAUGCUGAAUGCUCGUGCUCAUAUA
This is a messenger RNA of Mesorhabditis spiculigera, 2004 nucleotides long. The record is from the annotation of a GenBank genome assembly. Lineage: Eukaryota; Metazoa; Nematoda; Chromadorea; Rhabditida; Rhabditidae.